This is a messenger RNA of Phyllotreta striolata, 1025 nucleotides long. The record is from the annotation of a GenBank genome assembly. NCBI's taxonomy places the organism in Eukaryota, Metazoa, Arthropoda, Insecta, Coleoptera, Chrysomelidae.
UAUAAACCUAACCUCAAACAAUUUUAAGAUCAAUUUACUUUAUUAAUUUCAUAAAAAUAAAUAUUUAAACUAUUUACGGAGUGAACAGAACUUAAUUAUGCUAAAACAAAGCCUAUUUUAUUUGGGUCGUACUGUUUUGCAACGCCACAACAACCUCUUUAGAAUAACUGAAACCCGCAAUAUUAAAAGAUGGGUGGCGCCUACUCUGAAAGAGCUGUACAGGCGAAAGGAGCGACAAGGCCCUGAACCCGAGAGGCCGAGAUCCACUUACUUGGAAUGGAACUACAAUGCAGAACUGUACGCUUUCGGAAAGCGAUUAGGGGAAGAUUUCAAGGUCGAUUUACUGAGGCAAGCUUUGACUCAGAAAGAGUACUCUCUUGUAAAUUCUCCUGAUGAUGAUAAUGCGACGCAAAUCCCCCACAAUUACGAGCUGAUACGCGAAGGCGAGGACAUUAUUAACAAUUACCUGAAACAAGAAUUAAGUAAAUCCUACCCGGAAGAUAUAGUGAAUUCUGUUCUCGAAUAUCUAACGACAGAGAAAAUGUUAUCCCAUAUCGGAACCCACAUCGGUUUGAAAGACAUUAUCCUAACCACUGAGUUCCCAGUAGACCCCAGCACAAUUAGCAACACAUUCAAGUCGGUAGUGUCUGCAUUAAAGCAUUCGCAAGACCUGCCUCGUGCCGAGCAAUUUGUGAGGGACUUCGUCCUCAGCCAGAUCAGCGAUAAAGACGUAUUGGAAAUAUGGGAGCCUCAAGAGCCGUACAAUUAUCUCACGAAGCUAGUGCAGGAGAAAGGCCUGGGGCCUGUCGAGCCGAGGUUAUGCAGCCAAUCCGCGUCUAAUACGAUUUUGAGGUGUUUCCAAGUCGGUUUGUACAGCGAUAAGAAGUUAUUGGGAAUAGGUUGGGGCGAGAAUGUUAAUAUUGCAAAGGAAAGCGCGGCGUUGGACGCGUUACAGAAAUUGUGGAAUACUAAUAAAGUGUUGAGAUAUUGAUGAUUGAUUGAGAUAAAAUAGACAUUUAAUUUGU